Molecule: messenger RNA, 1340 nt
Organism: Paramecium octaurelia
Lineage: Eukaryota; Ciliophora; Oligohymenophorea; Peniculida; Parameciidae
Source: the annotation of a GenBank genome assembly
CAAAUACAUUUAUAUUAAGAUUUAAAUGCCUCCUAAAAAGGAAUAACAAGAAGAGAAGAAGAAUAAGUUGGGAAGACCCAGCAAUACUCUCAAGAUGGGUAUUGUAGGUAUGGCAAAUGUGGGUAAGGGAUGCAUUUAUGAAAAAUAGGAAAAUCGACCACAUUUAAUACUUUGUGUAAAUUGAAUGUUCCAGCUGAAAAUUAUCCAUUCUGCACAAUAGAUCCAAACAAUGCCAAAGUCCCUGUUCCAGAUGAGAGAUUUAUUAAACUAUGUCAAAUGCACAAACCAAAAAGUGAGAUUCAGGCUGUCUUGAGCAUAGUUGAUAUUGCUGGGUAUUAAUAAAAUAAUACUAAAAUAGAUUGGUACCAGGAGCACAUAAGGGAGAAGGAUUGGGGAAUGCUUUCUUGUCACACAUAAAAGAAUGCGAUGGAAUUUAUCAUGUAGUGAGAGCAUUCGAAGAUGAGAAUGUUUGUCAUACUGAAUUGUCAGUUGAUCCAAUUAGGUAGAAUAGACAACUAUUUCAUUAGAGAUAUGGAUAUCAUUUCUACUGAGUUGUUGUUGAAGGAUUUGGAAUUCUGCAACAAUAGAUUGGCUGAAACAGAACACGUAAUUAAGAGAAACAACAAUAAAGAUGCUAGAGAAGAAAAGGAAGUCUUGGACAAAGUCAAAUUGUUGUUGGAGAAUAAGAAGUGGGUAAGAACAGGAGAUUGGAAUUUCAAGGAGGUUGAAAUAUUGAAUAAAUACUAUUUCAUUACAGCAAAGAAUGUAGUCUAUUUGGUGAACCUAAGUCAACAAGAUUUUAUGACUAGAAAGAAUAAAUGGUUGAAAGGUAUUAAGGAUUGGGUUGAUGCCAAUUGUCCAGGAGAUAUUAUACCAUACAGUGCAGAUUUGGAAAAAGCUAUUUUUGAAGAGUAAUUCAUUUUAUUCUAAAUUAAGAACUUAAGCAGGUACCAUAACAUAAGAGAGAUCAAAAUUAUCUAUGUUGCCAAGGAUCAUCAAAACUGGAUACAAAACUUUAGAUUUGAUUUAUUUCUUUACUGCUGGAGAAGAUGAAGUCAGAUGUUGGACCAUUAGAGCAGGAACCAAGGCUCCUCAAGCUGCUGGAGUUAUCCAUACAGAUUUUGAAAAGGGAUUCAUUUGUGCUGAAGUUAUGAAGUAUGAAGAUUUUGUCCAUUUGGGUACCAUCACAGCAGUCAAGGCUGAAGGUAAGUAUAGACAAUAGGGUAAGGAGUAUGUUGUAGAAGAUGGAGAUAUCUGUUUCUUCAAAUUUAAUGUUGGAGGCGGAGGCAAAAAAUGAGUGUUAGAAUAUUAAUAUCACAUUAAGUAUAUUAAAUAGAUAG